Messenger RNA from Necator americanus (New World hookworm), 1143 nucleotides. RefSeq lists its product as uncharacterized. The record is from RefSeq and is a predicted model, not a curated record. The coding region runs from base 1 to 1143 and encodes 380 amino acids. NCBI's taxonomy places the organism in Eukaryota, Metazoa, Nematoda, Chromadorea, Rhabditida, Ancylostomatidae. The transcript is spliced from 7 exons.
AUGCCUCAUAUCAAGUUCGAGUCGUCAGACGACGAAGCUGUCGAAAAAACGAAAGAUCGUUGUAGUGAACCGACUGAUCUGAGUGGUCAAAAAUCUCGGAAGUCGACAAACGACCCGGAAACGUUGGAGAAGUUCUCAGAUAAAAUGGAUACGUCUGACAAUGCUGAGAAGAAAUGUAUAUCACCACGAGAUGAUUACAUAGCAGCAUCUGGAUCAGCGGAACCUAAAGAGAAGAGGAGAGAAAAAAUGGACCAGAACGAUGAUAUCAGUUGCGGUGAUGUCCCUGAACCAAAGGAAAAGAAGAGCAAACCUGAACGAUUCGAUGACAGAAUUGAAAGGAAGGUGACAGAUGAACGGAGGGAUCGCCAGGAUGAAAAACGUGAUAAGCAUAGAACGGAAGAGAGAAGGGAAAAGUCCAGAGUGGAUGACCACCGACACGAUGAUCGAGUAGACAGACCGAGGGAUGACGACCGAAGAGACAGAUCAGAUGAUUAUCGACGGAAAUCCCAUGAUAGUGAAUUUCCGAGCAAAAGACCGCGUAGAGAUGAUUAUGAAGACAGAAAUAUGGAAAGGGAUAGAGACAACCGACAAGGAGGUCGUUUCGACAACAGGCGGCGGGACGACUAUCGCAACCGUGAUCGCGACGAAAGAGAUAGAUUUCAGAGGAAAGACGAUCGGCGAGACUAUGGUGGUCCACGGAGGGACUACCGAGGGGGAGGCGGUUAUCGACGUGGUGGGCAAGGCAGGAAUGGCGGCAGAGAUAGAGAAGGAGGAUGGAAAGGAAGAGAUGACAAGAGAGAGAAAGAGGACCGCUCGACAUGGGAUAUUCGGCCUACUGCUGAAGAAGUUGCUAAACAGAAGAAGCUGCUAUGGGGAUCGAAACCAACUUCAGCAUCUGGCGGAGAAGGAAGCAGUGGAGGCGGUGAAGUGAGCGCUACUGUUGCUACGGCAGCACCGUCGAAUCUGACAAAGAAUGCUGGCUUAUGGUCCAGCGCAAUUACUGCAAGUGGUGCGGACAGCAAAAGACUUCAAGAGGAAAGUGAAAAACAGAAAAGAAUGAUGCGAGAUUUGGACAGACAAUACGAAAUAGCCCGCGAAACAACACAUAUGGGGCGAGGUCUCGGACUAGGAUUUCAUCAGUGA